This is a messenger RNA of Cetraspora pellucida, 3528 nucleotides long. Lineage: Eukaryota; Fungi; Glomeromycota; Glomeromycetes; Diversisporales; Gigasporaceae. The record is from the annotation of a GenBank genome assembly.
AUGUUCAACAGUAAUUUAGUUGCUGCAGUAAACGCUGCUAUGGGUUCUAGAUUUGAGCCCUCGAAACAAUCACCAAGCAGUCCGAUUCAAAAUCAAAAUGAUGACUCCGAUUCUGACUCUUCAAAAGAAGACAAUUCACGGCUUGUAUCUUCUCUGGACGUCAUAUACUUGGCAAGUUUAUUCCAAAAUUUAGAACAAGAAAGACGUAAUGGCGAGGAAUUCUUUCCUCAAUUCGAUAAAUUAUUAAAAGAAAAGAGCAUUCCGGAAAAAAUAAAGGAAAUUUUUAAAUUACAAGACUUGGAAAAGUUUAUAGGAGAAUUUCGUUGCGCUCUGAUCCGUUCGAUAAUGUUACAGGGUAUUAUGUAUUUGACAGAAGAACAUAUAUGUUUUCAUGCUUAUUUUCCUAGAGAACAGGAUGUUGUUCUAAAAGAUGGUUUUCUUUCAAAGCGAGGUUUAUAUGGUUUAUAUGAAAGAUAUUUUUUUUCGCUUCAAAACGAUAUUCUUGUAUAUUAUCAUGAUCAGUUGGAUAAAUAUUGUCCGUUGGAGAUUAUCGAUUUAAAGUAUGCUGUUAAGGUUGAUAAAGAUAGUAACAAGAAUAGAUUCAAGGUUGUUACCCCGAAACGUACUUAUCAUUUUCAAGCUGAUUCUCUCACAUCGAUGGAAGAAUGGGUAACACAAUUACAAAGAUCAAUAGUUCGCGCCAAUAAUGAUGGUGAUCACGUAAAGAUCGUAAUUCCAAUCGAAAGUAUCGUAGACAUUGACAAUAAAUUAACAUCAAGUCUUCAAGAUACAAUUAGAAUAAAGACUAUUGACCAAGAUGAGAAUGACGAUGAGUAUUUGUUCGCUUUUAUUGUGGAUAGUCAAAUUUUAUUUGAAAAGCUCCAAGGUCUUUGGAGUCAGUACAAGGAACUGAAUUUAACUCGUAGUCAAAGCUACGAACGGCCUAUGUCUCCAGAGUUAACUAUUGCUGGCUUACCGAUAAAUACAAUAAAUGUUUUUUCUGGAUGGAAUCCGUUCUCCAUAAAUAAACGGAGAAAAAGUGCUGAUGAUGCAUCAACUACUAUAACGAGAUCCGUCUCUAAAUCACUACAAUCCUCAAGUUCAACUUCGGAUACGAUGACUGAACAACGGGAAACUCAAUCCAGUGUAAAGAAAAAUCUUUCACGCCGUGUUAACACAUUAAUUCAAAACCCAAUAAAGUACAUAAGCUCUGUUUUCAACGAAGACCCGGAAGAUGAAACAAAAGAACGUUUCAGGGAACAUUUUGCUUUGCCUGAAAAUGAACAACUACGAGCCGUGUUCUACGGAUAUUAUCUUCGUAUGAUUCCGUUAUAUGGCAAGUUUUAUGUUUCUGACAAUUACGUCUGUUAUAGAUCUAGAGUACCUGGUCAAACAAUAAAAAUAAAACUACCAAUAUCAGCCAUUUAUUAUCAUGAGAAGCAAAAAUCUAACAUAUUGGGAUAUUAUGGAUUGGAAAUUUUGACUAAUUCUCAACAAGAAAUGUUUUUUGAAUUUGGAUUUAAGGAUAUAAGAGAUCGAUUUGUAGAAUGGUUAGAACGCUUAAUGAAUGCAGAUAAGAGACGAAUACCAUCAGAUGGUUCUGGAAACACUGACGAAAGCCAUUCAAUCAUUCAAAAUGCUUUUAUCAAAGAACAAUUGUCAUGGAAAAAAAUGACUGAAAAUUACCCACCUGGUUCACCAAAAGCAUCGAACUUCAAUGAUGGUGUUACAGUAUUUGCACCGAAACUCGAUAAACCUAUGCAUAUUACGUGUCUGACUAUUGGUUCCAGAGGUGACGUACAGCCAUACAUUGCCCUUGCUAAGGGAUUAAUGAAAGAAGGGCAUAAAGUACGAAUUGCCACACAUGGUGAAUAUAAAGAUUGGAUUGAAAGUCAUGGCAUUGAAUUUGGAUAUGUAGGUGGAAAUCCGGCAGAAUUAAUGCGUAUUUGCGUUGAAAAUGGCAUGUUCACUUUAGGAUUUUUUAGAGAAGGUGUUACUAAUUUUCGUAGUUGGUUAGAUGACUUACUGAAAACUUCAUGGGAAGCAUGUCAGGGUACUGAUUUGAUUAUAGAAUCGCCUAGUGCUAUGUCAGGCAUUCACAUUGCAGAAGCUCUUGAAAUUCCAUAUUUUCGUGCAUUUACCAUGCCAUGGACGAAAACAAGAGAGUACCCACAUGCAUUUGCCGUACCGUACCAUGAUCUCAAAGCUCCCUACAAUUAUUCAUCAUAUGUUCUUAUAGAAAAUGCUUUUUGGCGUGGGAUUGCUCCGCAAGUCAAUAGAUGGAGGAAAAAUACAUUAAACUUACGUACUACCAAUAUGGAAAAAAUGGAUGCAGGCACUGUACCAUUUUUAUAUAAUUUUAGUUCGAGUAUUGUUCCUCGACCAUACGACUGGAGUGAUUGGAUAUGUAUUACUGGGUAUUGGUUUUUGGAUAAUCCUGAAGUUGGUUGGAAAGCUCCUAAUGAUUUAUUAGAAUUUUUGGAUUAUAAUCGUAAUAAUAAUAAAAAGAUUGUAUAUAUUGGAUUCGGGUCAAUAGUUGUGGAUGAUCCAAAGGCUUUAACUAAAACAAUUGUUGAAGCCGUGACAAAGAGUGGUGUUGCUGCCAUUUUAUCAAAAGGUUGGAGUGAUAGGUUGCAACAAGGAAAGACUGAUAAUAAUGAGGAAGAAGUGUAUCCUUCAUGUAUUUUUCCUGUCAAAUCUGUACCACAUGAUUGGUUAUUUAAACAAAUCGAUGCUGUGGUGCAUCACGGUGGUGCUGGAACUACUGCUGCAGGUUUACGGGCUGGAAAACCCACCAUAAUCAAACCAUUCUUUGGUGACCAAUUCUUCUGGGGUGAUCGUAUAGAAACUAUGGGAAUUGGAAUUCAUCUAAGAAAGUUAACCAUAGAUAAACUUUCUGAUUGCCUUAUCCGAGUCACAACGGAUGAACAUAUGAUUAAAAAAGCUGAAUUGGUAGGAAAUAAUAUAGAAAAAGAAGAUGGUGUAUCUAAUGCAAUACAAGCGAUAUAUAAAUAUCUGGAUCAUGCUAAACAAAGAAUUAUUUCACAGCCUGCUCCCAUGGCGACCCUUAGUGCAAUCUCGAUUGCUACUUUUGUAAAUAGUCAUUGCUGUUCUAACCAACUUGGCCAACUGCUUACUUUACUAUUCUUUAGAAGUCAAGAAAUUAAUAGUGAAUCUGAAAACGAAAAUGUGUUUGAAGAAAAUGCAAGUAUUUAUAAUAGAACUGAAAGUGAAGUUGAUUUUUCUGCUGAAAAUUUACAAGAUGUUGAGUCUGAUUUAACUUCUACAGCUAACUUUGCAACUAUUUCUGCAACUACUUCUGCAACUACUUCUUAUGAAUCUUCUUGGUAUGAUGAUUAUAAUAAAGUUAAAUCUUUUAUUUGUUCUCUUUGCAAAACACGAUAUAUAGCAACAAAUUCUCCUGGAACACUUGCUACACAUUUGCAUACAAAACAUAAAGAAAAAACUAAAUAUGUUCAAGCCACAUUAGAUAAAUUUGCACCUAAACCAUAUUCAAAACAAGAUUAA